Molecule: messenger RNA, 3321 nt
Organism: Bradysia coprophila
Lineage: Eukaryota; Metazoa; Arthropoda; Insecta; Diptera; Sciaridae
Molecular function (GO): protein binding
Source: RefSeq, a predicted model, not a curated record
GUUUGAUAAGCAAACCGUUAAAACCAGCUGUACCAUGUCCGCACCGACGAACGAAACGAGCCUGAAAAAUUACAUCAAAUUGCAAAUGCUGAUGAAGCAAACGUGUAUCGUUUUGCGCGCCAUAUUUUGUGAACGCUGGGAACUGAAAACCAAACAACAGUGGGCUCAUGUGCCGGAUCGUAGAAAUGAAUUGAUGAACGGUUUCGGUAGUGAUGUGUUCAAGAAGUCUGGCAAAUUACAGAGAAAAGUUUUCGAGGAUGGUGACAUCAAUAAGUUUGAUGCAACGACGCUAUGCCAACUGAUUCAAGCGAUCGACGUUAACAAUGUCGAAAACAAGAAUAUAAAGAACAUUAUUGAGGUGCGUAACAAGUUAGCCCAUCAUCCCACACAAGAAGUGGAUGUCGACGAAUUCGCAUCGUUGUGGCGCAAGUUAGGCGAUGCGCUGAUAUUUUUCGGAUUUCCGGCGAGUAAAUUGAACGAGUUUUACGUUGCUAAAAGUUUCGAUGGGAUUAGCUUGACAAAUACGAAGGCAGUAAGUGCCGAAAACGUUUCUCGCGCAAAUCAACUCAAAAUGGAAGCGAAUGCAGCGUUCCGCAGACAAGACUAUAGCCAAUCCAUUGAUUUAUACACAGAGGCUAUCGAUUUACCGGACCUGUCUGAAGACGUGCUGGCGAUUUUGUACUCAAACCGAUCAUCUACUUACCUAAAAUUGUCGAAGGACAACAUCCGGCAGGCGGGCGAUGAUGCGAAAGCAGCAAUCAAUUAUCGUCCGACAUGGUGGAAAUCGUAUUACCGAUUGGGAUCGGUGUACGAAGCAAAGAAAAAGUAUGACAAGGCAAUCAUUGCCUACAAUAAAGCGCUCAGUCUUGAUCCAGCGCAAUCGCAGGUGCGUGAAGCCCGAGACGGUUGUCGUGACGAGUUGGCCGUUAUGGAACGAAGCGAACACUUAGACCCACAGAAAAUGCCGUCGAGUCUCGACGAGCAACUCCUAAAGAUAUCAAAACGUACGGGAGCUCGCAAUACGACGGGCGAUGCGUUGCAGCAACAAAUGAAAUUGGCCAGAAAGUCAGGAGAUCCGUUCCUUAUUGCAGCUGCGGAUGUUUUUCUCGCUCACAGAUAUUUAACUGGUAUGGAUAAUGUGCCGAAAAGUUACGAAGAAGCUGCUCGGCUGUUCGCCAAAGCUGCAGCGACUGAAAACGCAGAAGCGAUUUACAAUCUUGCCAUCCUGACGAAGCAUGGAAACGGAGUGAAGAAAAGCAUUCCUGAAGCGCUGAGACUGUUUCACCGCGCUGCAGCACUGCCUCCGAAAAUCGCCGACACAAUGACAAACAUCGGCGUCGCAGAAGCUCAGCAUUCGCUCGGACUGUGCUAUCAGGACGGUGUUGGAGUCGAUCCGAAUCCGGUGGAAGCGGUGAAAUGGUAUGAGAAAAGUUCGGAGAACGGUUGCAGCGCUGCCGCCCACAAUCUUGGCUGGAUGUACGCCGAAGGUAGAGGUGUGAAGGCAAACAUUGAACGUGCAGUACAAUAUUGGAAGAGUGCGGCCGCUGGUGGAAAUGUACUUGCAAUGGAGACAUUAGAACGUCAUUUCAUGAAGGUGCUAGAUUUUAAACAAGCGAAUCAUUGGUGGCAGUGUGCACUGAAAAAUGGAAGUGUCACGGCGUCGCAGCGGGCGGAAAUUCACUCCAAAACAAAGAACGUCGAACCGGAACACAAAGAUGAUUUUUACGAAGCAAAGAGUGCCAUCGAUGAACUGGCGUUGAUAUCGUACGGCAACAAUAAACAGUCGCCUUCGAGAAGCGGAUUCAGUCGUCGGCCAGACUUUCCGGAACUUCUUCGACGGGCGCAGAAUGGUUCGAUUACCGCCAAUAAUCUGCUUAGGUCCUUCGACCACUUCAUUAAAGGAACGGACUUGUUUAAAACGAAAUUCGGAGCGCAGAACCAGGUGACAAACUUAAAAAUGAUUCAUCACUUCGCAGAAUCGUAUCGCAUAGAGUACAUUGUGCCCAUAUGGGUACCGGAGGAGAAAGAUGCACUGCAACGCUACAUUGAACAACAGUUGAAACAAGUGGCAGCUGCGCAACCGCCCAGUGACUUUGAAUUAGAUCUGCGCGUCUGUUACAUUUCGUUUAGAGUUGAGGCGAUGGAAGAAAUGCUGGAAUUUGCCAAUGUUUCCAUGCAACGAUUCCCGAACGAAUCUUACUUCCAUGACAUACAACAAUGUAUUCUCGGUUUUCUUAGCCGAUACGACGAAGGACUGCGCAAAGCGAAUCAAUCGCUGAAGCUGUUUCCCGAUUGCAUUCAUCUGCGGUAUAACCGAGCCGUUCAUUCGCGCUUAUCGUUACCUAAAGAUCAAUCGCAUCGGGGUGUCGAAGCGUACAAAAGUUUCAUAGAAGUUGCACCCUGUGAUCAUCGUAAAUUACCAGAAUGUUACUAUGUCUUGGCAACGUAUGCGUUGGACGAUAUCGCGGUAUGUCGAAAAUAUUACGACCUCGGUCUGCGUGCAGAAAAGGAGCAACUGUCGUGUUUCCUUCCGUACGAAUCGAAUUCGAAGAAAGUAGUAACCAAUUUGCUACGAAUGAAGUCUGGGAUGAAAAGUUCGAAUCGUCGAUCGACAGCCCAUACCAGUUCAAAUGUUGACGAUCGAGUCAACGCAACGAAACCAACGGCGAUCCAAUUGAGCAGUCCGUGUCGCGUACAGCUCACUGUUCCGCAUCGGAAUUACAUUGCGGCCAUUGCGAGCAUUAAAAACCCUGUUUUGACCACCACAAAGGCACACAAACAGCAACGAUCACCAGCUAGUUUGGUUGGCCUGAAGUCGAUCACGUUCAGAGAAAUGGAUCCGACGAACGAUCACAUCUACGAAGGUUUCGUUUUGCAGGUGACAUGCGUUGACGAUAUUGCUGUUGGCAGCUCGGUGAAACUGAUUUUAGCUGACGAACAUUAUGACUAUCAACGCUGUUUUGUGUACAAUGCUACCGAUAUGUGGAGUGCUGAUCAGAUCACGGAAAAAUUGGGAUUCGGUUCCAGUUUCAGCAUUCUGAAUCCGUACAUGCGAAUGGGUGCGUUAGACAUGAAGCCGGGAAUCCGAAUCGAUGAUCCACGUUCGAUUAUCAAUUAUUCGACAGCUCAAUCCAAAAAGUGUCGCUUCUGUUUCACAGUUGACAACAAUCAUAAAACUUGUGCUCGUUGCAAGCGCGUUUGGUACUGUUCCAAGGAGUGUCAGAACAACGACUGGAAGCUGUUGAAACACAAACUAAUUUGUACCGCCACUUAAUCAUUCUGUUACUCAAAAAUCUGUCGCAACAAAAAAGAAUUUAAAUU